AACUGUCAACGAUCGAAACAGCAAAAGCGCGUCCUCGCAUUUUCAAACCGCUUUGUGGCGGUCUCGGUUUCUGGCGAUUUUACCCCAAAAAACGUACGCAUUUCCACCCAAAAUCGGUUCGUUCCGACGGACACUUGCUCGGACCGCACAAACACACCACACCGCAGUCGGAAAUGUCCAAGCGGAAGCCCUCGUUCCGGGUCGACCAGGUUCUGCCGGACGACGAUCGGCUCGGCGCCCGGAGCAACGUCUGGCGCACGAUUAUGGACCGGCAGGGAUUUUUCAGGUGCUCCUUGGCGUUGGUUCAGCGACUUGCGCGCUCCGUUGGCAGCUGGUUCGCGCUGGAUGGUGGUCGCAAACGGAAGCUGGCCCCGGAUCCGGAGGGGGAGGACCCCGGAGAACCGCCACCGAAAUUUUCGAAAAAGGAAGAAUCGGUGGAAUUGGACAUUGACGCGGCUAUAAACUCGCUGGACUAUGAAGUGUCGGACGAUAGCGAAAUCAGCGACGUUGUGGAGUCGGGCGUCGAGGAAGAUUCGGACCAGGAGAACCGCGAGGAGCUGAAUAAGCAGCUGGUGCAGGUGGUCAGUAAACGGAAGCCCAUUUGGCAGCGGAACGGGUUGCACAAGUUGAUGACCAGCAUUGAGGAUCCCACCGUCCAGAUCAACAUGUUGAGCCACGAAAAGGUUGAAAAUUGGCUGCUCAAUCGAUCGGCCGCGGCUGGUUCGUUGAAUCGUGAGAUUUCCCAGGGCCAGGAAACGACCAUUCUGGAGAAGACGGUCGAUGGAGAUCGGAUGAAAUUUCACCGGAAGCAGCAUCUGACGGUGUCUACCAAGGACGACGAGGACUCGCUGUACUCCGUGGACACGGCCAAGUACAUUUUGUCGAACAAGAACAAAAACAGCCGCAGCCAGAUCAAGGUGUACAAGCAGGUCAUCAAGCAAUACACGAUGAUUUCAACCGCCAACGGAGCCAACGGGACCGCUCAUCCGAAACUGCAUUCGAUCAGUAACUUUCCGGUCAUUCCAGAGGAGCAGCUCUCCCUUUCGGCAAGUCAUGCCGAUGCGCGGCACCGGUCGGACUCGGCGAUCGAAACUGGCGGUGGAACAAGCAUGGAACAAAUGUCCAAACUUGUCAGCGAUCGAGCCCCCUCGAAAUCCUCCAACACUCGAGCUCCUGCCGCAAGCCGCAAGAAGGUCUUCAAGAAAACCAUGAAGAAAAAGCCCACGGCCAAGGAGCGAUCCGUUACGCCGACCAAGCCCCGAACUGCCAACAACAAGUCUUCACCACCAGCCCAAGUCAUGGAACGAGCGCUCCGAAACGGCGCCAAAGUCAAAAAGAUCCCAGCCGAAACACGCACAACAAAGCCAGCUACGACAGCGGCGGCGAAGAACCGUCGAAUCCACUGGAAAGAGACCAGCAUCUCAGGACGAAGUGCAACCCGGGGCAGCUCUCAGAACACCGCCAGCAGCAGCAGCAGUAGCGAUGACGAAGAACACAACGAGGUCUUCACCCGCUCCAAAUCCCGUCAGAAAAGCCCGCCCAAGCGAGAAACUCGACGCCGCCCAACCCGACGAAACAUCGCCUCGUCCAACUCGGAAUCUUCUCCGCCCAAGGCACAAACUCCGCCCAGACGCCAACCAACCCCCACCAAGUCGAAGCAGCUCCGGAGCAAAAAUCUCGAAAAAGACCUCGUCGCGCCCUUCGAAGCCAUCAGCUUGAGCCCCCGCAAGCGGCUGGACCUCACCACAAACAACACCAUCAACCAGACCACGAACAUGACCGCCCUGUUCAGCGGUGCCAACGAGAAGAUCACCAACUCGACGGAAAUCAACGCCACCACCAGCAACCCCGGAGCGACCAGCUUCGCCAACAGCACCGCCAGCAGCAAAGCCGCUCGCAUUCCCGGCUUCCCCGACCAGUCGCGCUGCCUCGUCGUGUACGAACCGCGCCAGAUCCAAACGGAACUCCCCCCGGACGCACGAAUGCGCAUCCAGAUGUCCGAUCUGAAUCUCACCGGGGUGACAAAACCGCGCCACCUGGAAAAGUUCGCCAAGUUCAAUUACUACAUCCACCCAAAUUCGUCGGUGCGGUUCUUCCCGUCGGACUCGGAGGACGACGAGCCGGUGGCGGUGCCGCCGGUAAGCAUUAACAGCUCGGAUGAGGACAUUAGCUACGAUGAUGAUGAUCCGAUUCUGACGUUUAAUCCGCGCUACACGGACCGGUUGAACGUGGUCGAGGUGCGGCACGAUUAGGGCGACGGAGGGACGGCGCGGCCAGGUUGCUCGCGAGAGAAAGAGAGACAGUUACGAGUAAUGUUAGAACUAAAACGUGUUGUAAGUUUAUGAUAGUUUUAUUUCGUAAGAUGUAUGAUUCACUAGCAAUUUAAUAGAAAUUUGACAUUUCAUGACCGAUUA
Messenger RNA from Culex quinquefasciatus (southern house mosquito), 2414 nucleotides. RefSeq lists its product as uncharacterized. The transcript has 4 exons. The record is from RefSeq and is a predicted model, not a curated record. The coding region runs from base 174 to 2252 and encodes 692 amino acids. NCBI's taxonomy places the organism in Eukaryota, Metazoa, Arthropoda, Insecta, Diptera, Culicidae.